CCCCUGUAAACUGAACGCAGUGGUACAGUCCAAAUGACAGCUCGACCUGAACUAGCCUCCAAACCUGAGCAUCAGCAGGCUGUCAGAACCACGGAAAGCAUAGUUUAAAUCACGAAGUGCUCGCUGUAUUUGUGCUGUUAUAGUCUAAUUUCAAACUAUUAAUCACCAACAUGUCUGCUCCUAAGAAGGGAAACUUGUCUUCAAGCGAAAAGGAAUUGUUUGAGGUUAUCACUGCAGGAAAUGUUCAAGAGGCCUCAAGGCUGCUGGGCUGUAAGGAUGUUCGAGUCAACUGUUUGGAUGAGUAUGGGAUGACCCCUCUGAUGCACGCUGCUUACAAGGGGAAAGCGGACAUGUGCAAGUUGCUGCUGCAACACGGAGCUGAUGUGAAUUGCAAUGAACAUGAGCAUGGGUACACAGCGCUUAUGUUUGCUGGUCUGUCAGGUAAAACUGAUAUAACAUGGAUGAUGUUAGACGCAGGGGCGGAAACAGAUGUGGUCAACUCUGUCGGAAGGACCGCCGCUCAGAUGUCCGCCUUUGUCGGGCAACACGACUGUGUCACGGUGAUUAACAACUUCUUCUCCCGUGCCAGACUGGAUUACUACACCAAGCCCCAGGGUUUGGAGAAGGAACCCAAGCUGCCUCCCAAACUGGCCGGACCCCUCCACAAGGUCAUCAUGAGCACCAACCUGAACCCAGUCAAGAUGGUGAUGCUGGUGAAGGAGAACCCCCUGCUGGCAGAGGUGGAGGCUCUGGAAAAAUGCCGCAGGGUGAUGGAGCUCAUCUGUGAGAAGUGCAUCAAGCAGCAGGACAUGAACGAGGUGCUGGCCAUGAAGAUGCACUACAUCAGCUGCGUGCUGGGAAAGUGUGCUUCCUUCCUCAAGGACCGCGAGGACAAGCUGGAAGGCCUCAUCAAGAGUUUGCUGAAGGGUCGAGACAGCGAUGGUUUUCCUGUAUACCAAGAGAAGUUUAUCAGAGAGUGCAUUCGCAAGUUUCCUUAUUGUGACGCUACUCUGCUGCAGCAGCUGGUGCGGAGUAUCGCCCCUGUCGAUAUUGGUAACGACCCCACAGCGCUGUCGGUGCUGACUCAGGCCAUCACAGGUCAGGUUGGCUUCAUGGACGCAGAGUUUUGUACGUCCUGUGGAGAGAAGGGAGCCGAGAAAAGAUGUUCAAUUUGUAAAAUGGUGAUCUACUGUGGCCAAGCCUGCCAAAAGAUGCACUGGUUCACCCACAAGAAGGUUUGUAAGAUGCUUCAAGAGCAGCGAGAGAAGCAGGAGGCAGAAUCAGCCAAACUGAGGAUGCAGCAGAGCAAAGAGGAGAGUGAAGCAGUGCAGGAGGCCACAGACUCCAUGCAGGACCUCUCGGUGGAGACCAACAGUGAGGUCGCCUCCUCAGACUCCGCAGCAGAAUCCUCAAACUCCACUUCUACUGACAACUGAGGAACAUCUGACAGUCAGCACCCACCUCCUCCAGAACACAUCGAUUCAUCACAGACAGAGAGCAGACUGGCAGUGAGACUGAAAGCCAGACAAGGACUGGUCCAGCAGGAGACAAGAACCCAUAUUUAUUAUCAAGCAGAGACUCUCAACAGACAUGUGAAGAAGGUUUGUGCCACAGCUGUCAUCAUUUUGUCAUUUUUAUAUUUUAAUUUUUUUCAGAUGAUAAUGUCAUAUGAUGUGAAUGUGAAAAUUGCACAACCUGAUGUGUUUGUGGUAGAGGUCACGGGGAGGACUUGUGUGUGUAGUAAAGAGCUAAUGGUUCACAUCAAUGAUGGAAUGUAAUUCUGCCUUAAGAACUUGUAGCAACCUGUGUGGGAAAGAAGUGACUGUCUAGCCAAUCAGAGCUUUUGUUUGUUUGCAACUUUUUUUUUUUUGGUACUGAUAACCUCAUGGCAGAUUGAGUGGAUAGCAUGGCUGCACAAUACUGACCAAAAAUAUAUUUUUUUAAAUAUAAACAACAUAAACAUGAAUUUAUUUUUAGUGCAUCGUGAAAGAUUCAUUCUCAGGAUUUUCAGAACUAUAACAAACGAAAGAUGUUUCUCCCCCCAAAAUGCAACAUCAUUGGUGUACACAGCACAAGAACACCAUGUCCCGGACAAAACUUCAGUAGAAUGGUUUUGAUAUUCUUUGAUUUAUUAUGCAGCCUGAAUGGACAGAGACGAGUCAAACAAGACUUUGUGUCUGAUAAACACUGAUUUACAAAAUGUCAAACACACUGACCUUAAUCACGUUAAAUCAACGGUUCGCAACUGGGAGAGCGUAGAGCCACUUCAGGGGGGUCGUGGAUGUUGAGCAGACCUAAAGUCGUGUGAAUAUGAUUCAUGUGGUGACAUAAACAAACAAAAGCGCUCUGAUGCUAGCAAGGCUCUUUUGCUAACCUGAAUCUUGUUUACUUCAAUCGUAUACAUUGUUAAUGAUCAAUAAAAAUCAAGUCCACUUUUGCUGGGGUGGGGGGGACAUGAACCUUUUUGGGCAUCUGAAGGGGGGCAUGACAGAAAAAGUCUGAGAACCACUGCAUUAAAUAAAGACCAACUUCAUCCAA
Messenger RNA from Micropterus dolomieu (smallmouth bass), 2538 nucleotides. RefSeq names its product ankyrin repeat and MYND domain containing 2a (gene ankmy2a). The transcript has 10 exons. The coding region runs from base 171 to 1436 and encodes 421 amino acids. Gene Ontology annotation, molecular function: protein binding. The record is from RefSeq and is a predicted model, not a curated record. NCBI's taxonomy places the organism in Eukaryota, Metazoa, Chordata, Actinopteri, Centrarchiformes, Centrarchidae.